AUGAAUAUGUUGAGCCGUUGUUCUCUUCUCAUUGCGUUCCUUUUCUGCAUCGACCACGUUGCAUGUUUGGAAGCCAUCGGUGUCCACAAGUGGUCGUCCAUAUUUAACAAUAAUCCGUCGAAGAACUGGGUUGUCCUUGUCGCCGGUUCCAACACCUGGGAAAAUUAUCGACAUCAAGCGGACGUUUACCACGCGUAUCGCGUCGUGCGUGCAAACAAAGUUCCCGCGGAGAAUGUAAUUACCUUCGCCUACGACGACAUUGCAAACAAUCCCAAAAAUCCGUUUAAAGGCAAAGUGUUCCACGAAUACGAGCACGAAGAUGUGUACAAUGGUGUAGUGAUUGACUACCGUGGAAAAGAUGUCACACGGGAUAACUUCGUGAAAGUAUUAAAAGCCGAUAAGCAACUUGAAGCCAACAAUAAGAAGGUGCUAAAAAGUCCUUACAAUAGCUUCACGGAUUCACGGAUUGAUACACAGGAUCGAGGCUAUUGCCCAAGUCUCCCGGGUCGGUUUUGUUCUUUUCGCGGUCCUAAUGACAACGUGUUCAUCUUCUUCUCUGGCCAUGGUGCCACUUCCGUGAUUGCCUUCCAAGAGGAAUAUAUGUAUGCCAUGGAGUUGAACGAUACCCUCGCCUACAUGUAUUCAAAAAAUGUUCAACAAUUUGGUGCUGUAUGUGGAGGCUUGCUACUCUGGCUCUAUGUUUAA
Opisthorchis viverrini is the source of this 705-nucleotide messenger RNA. RefSeq lists its product as hypothetical. The transcript is spliced from 7 exons. NCBI's taxonomy places the organism in Eukaryota, Metazoa, Platyhelminthes, Trematoda, Opisthorchiida, Opisthorchiidae. Gene Ontology annotation, biological process: vacuolar protein processing. Bases 1 to 705 code for a protein of 234 amino acids. The record is from RefSeq and is a predicted model, not a curated record. Gene Ontology annotation, molecular function: cysteine-type endopeptidase activity.